Arabidopsis arenosa is the source of this 1134-nucleotide messenger RNA. Lineage: Eukaryota; Viridiplantae; Streptophyta; Magnoliopsida; Brassicales; Brassicaceae. The record is from the annotation of a GenBank genome assembly.
AUCUCAAAUCACAAAAGCCUCACUCUUAGUUUCUUUUUUUUUAUCUCAUGUCUCUCUCUCUACACACACACAAAUAAAGCUUUAAACAAUUAAAAUUAGAAAGGGAACAAAUUAUUAUGUCAAAUCUAACGAAGAAGAAGUUUAAUGGAAAUGAAGAGGGUGCAAAGCAGAGGAAAGGGCCUUGGACACUUGAGGAAGACACUCUUCUCACCAAUUACAUUUCCUAUAACGGUGAAGGCCGAUGGAAUCUUCUCGCUAAAUCUUCUGGGUUAAAGAGAACCGGAAAAAGUUGUAGAUUGAGAUGGUUGAAUUACCUUAAACCCGACAUAAAGCGUGGGAAUCUCACUCCUCAAGAACAACUUUUAAUCCUCGAGCUCCACUCGAAAUGGGGUAAUAGAUGGUCCAAAAUUGCAAAAUAUUUACCCGGAAGAACAGACAACGAUAUUAAAAACUACUGGAGAACUAGAGUCCAGAAACAAGCACGCCAGCUCAACAUAGAUUCCAAUAGCCACAAGUUCUUGGAAGUUGUUCGUAGCUUUUGGGUUCCAAGACUGAUCCACGAGAUUAAAGAUAACUCAAACGGCAACAAUAAUGUUAAAGCUGAUGCUCCUGAUUUACUUGGACCCGUUUUACGAGACAAGAAUGAUUUGUGUUUCAUCAACAACAUGGAUUGUUCCACUUCCAUGUCAGUAGAUCUCAAGAAAAUUUCACAGUUCAUGGAUUUGUCUGAUCUUGAAACCACAAUGUCAUUGGAGGGAUCACGAGGGAGUAGUAGUCAAUGUGUGAGUGAAGAUUAUAGCUCAUUCGGAUUCCCUUGCCUAGAGGAGGAGUACAUGGUGGCCACUAUGGGCAAUUCAGACAUUUUAACAUUGCAGGAUUGUCACGUGGCUGAUUCCAUGUACGAGGAGGAUGUGACACAAGAUCCAAUGUGGAAUAUGGAUGACAUUUGGCAGUUUAAGGAGUAUGCACACUUUAAUUAGGUUAUAGAGCCCACAUAUAUUUAUAUGUAUGUUCUUACAAAUUGGAGGGGUUUAUCUCUUUUUUAUAUAUUAAUUGUUUUGGAUUCCUUAAUAAUGUGUUCUUAUAGUUUAUAGUUAUAUUUUGAACUAAUGGAAAUAAAUUUUAACAUUAAUU